Messenger RNA from Arachis duranensis, 1996 nucleotides. RefSeq names its product D-lactate dehydrogenase [cytochrome], mitochondrial. The transcript has 18 exons. Gene Ontology annotation, molecular function: FAD binding; D-lactate dehydrogenase (NAD+) activity; D-lactate dehydrogenase (cytochrome) activity. Gene Ontology annotation, cellular component: mitochondrion. Gene Ontology annotation, biological process: lactate catabolic process. Lineage: Eukaryota; Viridiplantae; Streptophyta; Magnoliopsida; Fabales; Fabaceae. Bases 84 to 1772 code for a protein of 562 amino acids. The record is from RefSeq and is a predicted model, not a curated record.
UUGACCUCUUUCAAGUUUCAGCAACCAUAACUCACUCACUCUGUAAUGAAUGAUUCAUAUUCUUUGUUCUCCGAGUCUCGACCAUGUCAAAUUUCUCGUCUUGGUUCUCUCGCUUGCGCUCUUCUUCCAACUACUUCUAUCGCACUAUCCAUAAUAUAACAACUCACUCGAAUGCAACCAAUGUGCUGACCUCACACCGCCCAAGGAUGACGUGGACAGGUUCUGUGCUUCCUCUUGCGGUGGCUGUAUGCGGUGCUUCAUUUGCGCUUCAUCCACACUUCAAUCCUUCCUUGUGUGACGCCUCUGUUCCCUCUGAUGCCAUUAACAACAGCUUUGGGGGCAAAGGUAGCACCCAGUAUGCCGUUAAGGGAUCACACACAGAAUUUCCGCACGAGCUUCUCCACGAGUUGAAACUCAUCUGUCAGGAUAACUUAUCACUUGAUUAUGAUGAAAGAUACCACCAUGGAAAACCACAAAACAGCUUUCAUAAGGCUGUCAAUAUCCCCGAUGUUAUCGUUUAUCCAAGAUCUGAAGAGGAAGUUUCCAAGAUUGUAAAAUCAUGUAAUGACUAUAAGGUUCCUAUUGUACCUUAUGGUGGAGCUACAUCAAUUGAGGGUCACACCUUAUCACCUCACGGAGGGGUUUGCAUUGACAUGUCAUCAAUGAAAAGAGUGAAGGCAUUACAUGUUGAUGACAUGGAUGUUGUUGUUGAGCCUGGAAUUGGAUGGAUGGAACUUAAUGAGUAUUUGGAACCUUAUGGUCUAUUUUUUCCACUUGAUCCGGGUCCUGGUGCAAGCAUUGGAGGCAUGUGUGCUACACGCUGCUCUGGGUCUUUAGCUGUGAGAUAUGGAACUAUGCGUGAUAAUGUGAUCAGUCUCAAGGUAGUUCUUGCCAAUGGAGAUAUUGUGAAGACUGCAUCUCGUGCUAGAAAGAGUGCUGCAGGGUAUGACCUGACCCGUUUGGUGAUUGGAAGUGAAGGAACACUUGGUGUUGUUACAGAAGUAACACUAAGACUUCAGAAAAUUCCCCAGCAUUCAGUGGUUGCCAUGUGCAAUUUCCCUUCUGUUAAGGAUGCAGCAGAUGUUGCUAUUGCCACUAUGAUGUCUGGUAUACAGGUGUCAAGAGUUGAGUUAUUGGAUGAAGUUCAGGUGAAAGCCAUCAAUGUUGCUAAUGGGAAGAAUUUCCUUGAAUGUCCAACGUUAAUGUUUGAAUUUAUAGGAACAGAGGCAUAUGCACGUGAACAAACACAAAUUGUUCGGGGAAUUGUUUCUAAGCACAAUGGAUCAGACUUUGUAUUCGCGGAAGAACCUGAAGCUAAAAAAGAACUUUGGAAGGUAAGGAAGGAGGCACUUUGGGCUUGUUUUGCAAUGGAACCUAAUAUGGAGGCAAUGAUUUCGGAUGUAUGUGUUCCCUUAUCUCACCUUGCUGAUUUAAUUUCAAGGUCAAAAAAGGAGUUGGAUGCAUCACCACUGGUUUGCACAGUAAUUGCUCAUGCUGGGGACGGUAAUUUCCACACGGUAAUUCUCUUUGACCCUAGCCGAGAAGAACACCGGAAGGAGGCAGAGAGACUCAACAGCUUUAUGGUUCAUGCUGCUUUGUCAUUGGAAGGAACUUGUACCGGUGAACACGGUGUUGGAACUGGGAAAAUGAAGUACCUUGAAGAAGAACUGGGAGUGGAAGCAUUAAGGACAAUGAAGAAAAUAAAACAAGUGUUAGAUCCCAACAAUAUCAUGAAUCCUGGAAAGCUCAUCCCUCCUCAUGUUUGCUUGUAAUGAUAUAUCAUCAUUCACUCCAAGCAUGGUCUUCUCAAAUUCCAUAUCUGUAUAAUUCGCUUUUGUACCAUAUAAGAGCUUAGUUUACCCUAUUGUUUUGUUCAUAAGAAAUGCUUCAUGGCCCAUUUAAUUUUGUGGUCUUGAGUUUCUCCUUUGUGUGCGGAAUUUCUGUAUAUCCACUUUUCAAGUGAGAAAAAUAAAUAUGAAGUUAAGAGCUUCUCUUA